AAACUACGAGUAAGCAGAAAAGCUCACAGGCGACAUUUAUUCACCAACAGACUCUGCGCAGGUGUUUUAUUGCCUCUUGACUUUGCAUUUCCACGUGUCUGUUACAAAUAAAGACACCGCGUCCUGUUUAGUCUCCAGCGAGAAAGGUGCGUUUGUUUUAAGUCCCACGUUGCACAAGUGGGCGGUAGACAAGAAAAGUGGAGCGGAGAGAAACAAAACGACCGAUCACCCCGUCCGUACAACUUACAGGCGCAGCCUCCUGGUCGUUGCGUGCGCCGCUGCUUCUGGUUCCAACCCAGUCAGCGCUCAUGAUGAAAACUUACUGAAGGUUUCAUCGAUACCUCGUAUAUGGACGCGGCCAACCCCUGCGAACCCGUCCUGCCGCGCUCUGCGGGACCACCGGGGCCGCCUCUCUCUCACUCGCGGAGCCUCGGACUGGAUGGAGAGCAAGUUGCGCGUGCGGCGCGCAGCACGACGCGCCGGACCGGAGCCUGAGCGGACGUCGCCUCCACUCCCUUCGGACGGAAAACAUGCGAAGCCCGCGUCGGGGCGUCUCAGUCGGUGCCCACAAACUCCAACCGGGAACUCCUUCGACGCGUUUCGGCUGCGCCUCCGCUGAGCGCGCGCGCAUUUAGCGUCGGGCGAACAUGACUUCGGCGCUGCCUCAGUCCAAAGCCCUGUACAUCGGGAUGGAGGCGGUGAUCGCCGUGUCCUCGGUCAUCGGGAACGUCAUGGUGGUCUGGGCUGUGCGCAUCAACCGGUCCCUGCGCGACACCACGUUCUGCUUCAUCGUCUCCCUGGCCUUGGCUGACAUUGCGGUCGGGGCGCUCGUCAUCCCGCUCGCCAUCACCAUCAGCAUCGGACUCCAGACCCACUUCUACAGCUGCUUGCUGGUCGCCUGCACGGUGCUCGUGCUCACGCAAAGUUCCAUCCUGGCGCUGCUGGCCAUCGCCAUCGACCGCUAUCUGCGAGUCAAAAUACCCAUGAGCUACAAGCGAGUGGUGACCCCUCGGCGAGCCGGCACAGCCGUGUUGCUGUGCUGGCUGGUGUCCAUCAUCGUGGGCCUCACGCCUAUGUUGGGGUGGAACAACCUGCACCGCCUCCGGGACAAUGGCUCCGUGAUUACCGACGACCUCCUGGUGACCUGUGAGUUCGAGACAGUCAUCAGCAUGGACUACAUGGUCUACUUCAACUUCUUCGGCUGGGUGCUGCCCCCGCUGUUGCUCAUGCUGGCCAUCUAUGCCGAGAUUUUCUAUAUGAUUCACAAGCAGCUCAACAAGAAGGUGACAGCUAGCCACACGGACCCCAGGCGCUACUUUGGCAAAGAACUGAAGCUAGCCAAGUCGCUGGCCCUUGUUCUCUUCCUCUUCGCAGUCAGCUGGCUCCCGCUCCACAUCCUCAACUGCAUCACCCUCUUCUGCCCGACGUGUGACAAGCCGGUGUUCCUCAUUUACAUCGCGAUCAUCCUCACCCACGGCAACUCCGCCGUCAACCCCAUCAUUUACGCCUUCCGCAUCAAGAAGUUUCGCACGGCUUUCCGGAAAAUCUGGAAACAGUACGUGCUCUGUCGCGAUCCAGCUGGACAGUUUCCUCAAAGAGGGAGCCAGAGAAUACCGAGUCAUGAGACGAGGCUGAGGCAGAACGAUGACGAUGACGAUGUGUGACCAUUGGCAACUAAUUGGAUUGAAAGUUUCACAUCAGUGCUUCGCUGAGUACAAAAGGACUCUGGCUUUACUUUCACGCUUGAGGGAUUAAUAGUCAAAUGGCCAUAAUGGCCCAGAAGGAUGUCAGAGGGAUGAAACAUGAGGGAACUCCAUCGUGGACCGGCUCAUUUUCUCCAUUCACUGCGCUCUAAAAGGAGGUGAUGGCGACGAGACUCUUGAAACCGACUUUAAUUUAGAUAUGACUGAUUGUUUGUUUCUCCAGUGGCUCACAAAGUGAUGAUGCCAUUUUACGGGAUAAGGGGCUUCUCAUCAGUUUCAACACCAACCUGUUGAACCUGAACCAGUGAGUGUACAUUAGUAGCACACGCGGUACCAUAGUAUCAGCUGUACUGUCUUUUUUUAAAUAACUGAUGUGAAUGAC
Betta splendens (Siamese fighting fish) is the source of this 2085-nucleotide messenger RNA. Its product is annotated as adenosine receptor A1-like. Gene Ontology annotation, biological process: G protein-coupled adenosine receptor signaling pathway. The record is from RefSeq and is a predicted model, not a curated record. NCBI's taxonomy places the organism in Eukaryota, Metazoa, Chordata, Actinopteri, Anabantiformes, Osphronemidae. Gene Ontology annotation, cellular component: synapse; membrane; dendrite. Gene Ontology annotation, molecular function: G protein-coupled adenosine receptor activity. The coding region runs from base 648 to 1664 and encodes 338 amino acids. The transcript is spliced from 3 exons.